AGAAGAAUGAUCAGUCCCCCAGGAUGUGCAGAUUUAGAGACAACGUCACCCCAGUUAUGGAGGUGGAAAUAAGAGGAACCUGGUAUUUCUGCAAAUCUCAUGUCUGGGGUGGCUCGAAUAGUCAUGCUCCUCCCCCUCCCCACCAACCUUGUCUUUGUACUUGGGAAGUCCAGGUCUGUGAUUUUCCACCUUCUGUUCCUCUUCAGCUCAGAAGGCUCCAGACGGGGACCUGCUCCAUGCAACCAAGAAAGUUGAUGCUAUGCGGCACAUCUCAGGCUGAUCUGGACACCUCUCGUGGCCUGCUCUCUUCAACCAGAUGUCUGUUCUUCCUCUGGAAGAAGACUAAACAUGGUGUUUCCAAUGUGGACUUGGAAGAGACAAUUUCUUAUCCUUUUGCACAUGAUCCUCAUUUCCAAACUUGGGGCCAGGUGGUUUCCUAAAACUCUGCCCUGUGACGUCAGUGUGGAUAACCCAAACGCCCAAGUGAUUGUGGACUGCACGGACAAGCAUUUGACGGGGAUUCCUGAAGGCAUUCCCGCCAACACCACCAACCUCACCCUCACCAUCAACCACAUCCCAGACAUCUCCCCCACCUCCUUCCAACGGCUGGACCAGCUGAUAGAGAUCGAUUUCCGAUGCAACUGUGUACCCAUUCGACUGGGGCCAAAAGACAACGUCUGCACCAGGAAACUGCAGGUUAAACCCGGAAGCUUUAGCGGACUCGCUCAUCUAAGAUCCCUCUACCUGGAUGGAAACCAGCUGCUAGAAAUACCGCUGGGUCUUCCCUCUAGCUUACAGCUACUGAGCCUGGAAGCCAACAACAUCUUUUCCAUCAGCAAGAGUAACCUAACGGAACUGGCCAACCUAGAGGAGCUCUACCUGGGCCAAAACUGUUACUAUCGCAAUCCUUGUAAUGUUUCCUUUUUCAUCGAAAGAGAUGCUUUCCGAAAACUGCUCAAUUUAAAACUGCUUUCCCUAAAAGAUAACAAUGUCACGGCCGUGCCCGCUGUGUUGCCAUCUUCUUUAACAAAACUCUAUCUUCACAACAACCUUAUUACGCACAUCCAAGAAAAUGAUUUGAAGGACCUCAAUCAACUGCAACUUCUUGACCUAAGCGGAAACUGCCCUCGCUGUUACAAUGUCCCAUUUCCUUGUACACCCUGUGCAGAUAAUUCUCCCCUCCACAUCCAUCCAAAUGCUUUUGAUGCAUUGACAGAAUUACAAGUUUUGCGUCUACACAGCAACUCUCUUUGGAGUGUGCCCCAAAGAUGGUUUAAAAACCUUAACAAACUGAAGGAACUAGAUCUUUCCCAAAACUUCUUGGCCAAAGAAAUCGGGCAAGCUGAAUUUUUGCAUUUUCUUCCCAACCUUGUCCAGUUGGAUCUGUCUUUCAAUUAUGAGCUGCAGGUCUACCAUGAGUAUAUGAAACUGUCAGGUGCCUUUUCUUCCCUGAAAAACCUGAAAGUUUUGCGCAUCAGGGGCUACGUCUUUAAGGAGCUGAAAUUGGUUGACCUCUCCCCAUUACAUAAGCUUACCAAGCUUGAAGUUCUUGAUCUGGGCACCAAUUUUAUCAAAAUUGCUAACCUCAGCAUAUUUGAACAAUUUCAAACACUGAAAAGGUUAGACCUUUCGGUGAAUAAAAUAUCACCAUCAGGAGAUACAAGUGAAGUUGGCUUCUGCUCAAACACCAGAACUUCUGUAGGACCUCAUGGGUCCCGGUUCUUUGAAGAAUUACAUUAUUUCAAAUAUGAUGAAGAGGCGAGGAGUUGCAGAUACAAAAACAAAGAACCCCCUUUCUUGAGUUUUAAUGAAGAGUGUUACAAGUAUGGGCAGGCCUUGGACCUAAGUAAAAAUAGCAUCUUUUUCAUCAGGUCUUCUGACUUUCAGCAUCUUUCUUUCCUCAGAUGCCUAAACUUGUCAGGAAAUAGCAUCAGCCAAAGUCUUAAUGGGAGUGAGUUUCAGCCUUUAGUGCAGUUGCAAUAUUUGGACUUCUCUAACAACCGGCUUGACUUACUCUACUCAACAGCAUUUGAUGGGCUACACAACCUGGAAGUUCUAGAUAUAAGUAGUAAUAGCCAUUAUUUUCAAUCAGAAGGAAUUACUCACAUGCUAAACUUCACCAAGAACCUCAAGUUUCUCAAGAAACUGAUGAUGAAUGACAAUGACAUCUCUACCUCCACCAGCAGGACCAUGGAGAGCGAAUCUCUGAGAACGCUGGAAUUCAGAGGAAAUCAUUUGGAUAUUUUAUGGAGAGAUGGUGAUGACAGAUACCUAGGUUUCUUCAAGAAUCUGGUAAAUUUGGAGGAAUUGGAUAUCUCUGACAAUUCCCUGAGUUUCUUGCCUCCUGAAGUUUUUGAAAGUAUGCCUCCACAGCUAAAGACUCUCAUUUUGGUAAAAAAUGGGCUCACGUCUUUCAACUGGGGGAGACUCCAGUAUCUGAAGAAUCUAGAAACUUUGGACCUCAGCUACAACCUGUUGAAGACUGUCCCUUGGAAAUUAUCCAACUGUUCCAGCAGCAUCCAGAAACUAAUUCUUCACAAUAAUCUAAUCCGGUAUCUGACAAAGUCUUUUCUCCAAGGUGCUUUCCAGUUGCGGUAUCUGGACCUCAGCUCCAAUAAAAUACAGAUCAUCCAAAAGUCCAGCUUUCCGGAAAACGUCCUCAAUAAACUGGAUAUGUUGCUUUUGCAUCAUAAUCGGUUCUUGUGCACCUGUGAUGCGGUGUGGUUUGUCUGGUGGGUUAACCAUACGGAGGUGACUAUUCCUCACCUGGCCACGGAUGUGACUUGUGUGGGGCCAGGAACACACAAGGGCCAAAGUGUAGUCUCUCUGGAUCUGUAUACCUGUGAGUUAGAUCUGACCAACCUGAUUCUGUUCUCGCUCUCCAUCUCGGCCGCUCUCUUUCUCAUGGUGGUUAUGACAGCGAGCCACCUCUAUUUCUGGGAUGUGUGGUAUAGUUACCAUUUCUGCAAGGCCAAAAUAAAGGGGUAUCAGCGUCUGAUAUCUCCAGACUCUUGCUAUGAUGCUUUCAUUGUAUAUGACACUAAAGACCCAGCAGUGACAGAGUGGGUUUUGGAAGAGCUGGUAGCCAAAUUGGAAGACCCGAGAGAGAAACAUUUUAAUUUAUGUCUCGAGGAAAGGGACUGGUUACCAGGGCAGCCGGUUCUGGAAAACCUGUCCCAGAGCAUACAGCUUAGCAAAAAAACAGUGUUCGUGAUGACAGACAAGUAUGCGAAGACAGAGAAUUUUAAGAUAGCAUUCUACUUGUCCCAUCAGAGGCUCAUAGAUGAAAAAGUGGAUGUUAUUAUCUUGAUAUUUCUUGAGAAGCCCCUGCAGAAGUCCAAGUUCCUCCAACUCCGGAAGAGGCUCUGUGGGAGCUCUGUCCUUGAGUGGCCAACAAACCCACAGGCUCACCCAUACUUCUGGCAGUGUCUGAAGAAUGCCCUGGCCACAGACAAUCACGUGACCUAUAGCCGGGUGUUCAAGGAGACAGUCUAGCCCUUCUCUGCAAAACUACGACUGCCUAACUUAUGAAGGAGAAGCUUGGCUGCCCAGACUGUCUCAAAGAUGUCUCACCAAGAGUGGCUUUAAAUUCUCCAACACUUGGGAUUGCCAGCAUCCGAAAGGCGCCACCAAUAUAUGACAACGGAAUUGGAAAAUGGGGUUUAUGUAGUUCAUUGAGUCGUCUUUCUCAUCUCUCUGUGCUUUUGCUGCCAUUUGAUUCUCUUCUUUCUGCUCCUGGAUGAAAUCCUAUUGGGAGAAGGGUGGCAAGCAGAGGAGAUGGGGCUUUGAUUCUCCUGUAAUUGUGGUUAUUAAGUACACACGCAAUCACGAGAUUAAGAACUACACUUUCCCCCGUAGGAAGUACUGGCAUGUAUAUAAAUAGGGUAAAAAACCAAAAACACAAAAAACCGGCAUCUAUCUACAUGACAUCAGAAUGUACCAGAGUUAAAUAGUGAAGUAAAAACCCUAACGCAUCAACUAAUUACUUCAGUGUCAUCUAGCGCCCCCUUCUGUGCAGACGGAGUAUUGGCUGCCUGUCAAAAUACCACCUGCUCUUUUCCCUGGGGUUCCAUGAGAGAGUGGUGAGAAACAGCUUUCCCAUUGAUGGGCAUGUCUGUUUACACAUGGAAGCAAAGUGAUCUAUUUUCAUACCGGUAAUGCUCUUUACCUUUGAUAAUCAUUUAUCUGCUUAGAUAUUGUAUGUAUUGUAUAGACUCUUUGUUUGCUCCCUGCACCCCCCCCCCCCCAAUUCAUUGCAAUCCUAACCCUCAAUGGGAUGGUGUUAGGAGGGAGGCCUUUGGGAGGUGAUAAGGCCCUGAAAGUGGAGUCUUCGCGAUCUGAUUAGUGCCUUGAUAAGAAGCCAGAGAACUAGCAUUCUGCCUUUCCACUAUGUGUGGAUGCAAAGACAAGUCAACAGCCUGCACCCAGAGGAGGGUCCUCCUGGAACAAGAGCAUCCUGGCACUUUGACCUUGGACUUCCACCCUCCAGAACUGUGAGAAAUAAAUGUUUGUUGUUUAAG
Pipistrellus kuhlii (Kuhl's pipistrelle) is the source of this 4520-nucleotide messenger RNA. RefSeq names its product toll like receptor 7 (gene TLR7). The transcript is spliced from 3 exons. Lineage: Eukaryota; Metazoa; Chordata; Mammalia; Chiroptera; Vespertilionidae. The record is from RefSeq and is a predicted model, not a curated record. Gene Ontology annotation, biological process: defense response to virus; positive regulation of interleukin-6 production; toll-like receptor 7 signaling pathway. The coding region runs from base 349 to 3495 and encodes 1048 amino acids. Gene Ontology annotation, molecular function: protein binding; pattern recognition receptor activity. Gene Ontology annotation, cellular component: plasma membrane.